AUGACGCAUCGAAAGUUCAAAUGUUCACGAGGUUAGAGUUAAGCCUCCCAUCUGUUUUCAGACACUGUGAAAAGCCUGGAAAUUGAGAUUUAAACAUGGACGUUAGGAAAAAUCGAGCUUUCCACUUCGUGUAUCUGAUCGCCGGGUGUCUUUCCUCUUUGUCAUCCGCAAACCAACUGGAAUGUGAUUUUGAUUCUGGUAUCACGUGGAUUCCAUUUGGAAGCAAAUGGUACACUUUCAUUUCAACUCCAGGAAAUGGCUACGAAAUGAGCAAAGCUCAAGAAAUGUGCAAAGAAAGUGCUCCAGGUGCCAAUAUUAUCUGCAUUCUUAAUGAAAAGGAAAACAAGUUCAUUGCUGACCAGUUUAACAGGACUGCACAGUCUGGAACUAUUUGGUUGGGUAUGGUCUUUGAUACAGACAGCAAUACCAUGAAAUGGUUUGAUCAGUCUGAAGUAAGUUUCUCAAACUGGGCUCCGGGGGAACCAUCUGGAGGGACACCUGAUGUUGACACAUGUACUGUCAUGGACACAAAGUCAGGACAGUGGAAAGUAGCUAGUUGUGAUGAAGGCUUUGGAAAAUCAGUGAUAUGCGAAACAACAAUAACUGUACCUGAUGGAGAAAAAUGCUCAAGAGGCAACAAAAAUAAUGUAUUACCAACAGCAUUACUCAUCACAGCUGCAGCAAUUUUGGCGAUAAUUUCAAUAGUUACGUGGUAUGCGUACAAAAGAAAACAUCUUGCUGCAAAUGGAUUUAAUUCCAUCCAGCAUAAUCCAACAGACCAAGUUACAGAUGACAGUGUUUUGGUAGAGAAUGAAGAAAGGGAAUAUGUAGCAUAGCCUUUUUAAUCAUGACAUGGUAUUAAAUACUAAUAAUGUAAUUGCACAAGAAAUGAUGAAACAGAGCUACAAUGGCAUUUGCUAUCAGUAGUUUGAUAGAAUUUUUAUAUAUUCAAUCCAUAUUUUUAUCUUACAAUUACUAAAGGCAAGAAUUUAAUACAGUAGACAAAAGGCAUAGCUUGAAUGUAAAACCCGAUGUUUUAAAUAUAUAUUUAACGAACUGCAUAAUCUAAAUAAUUUAGCAACCAAAAACUUUUAUCAACACUUGGUUUAAGUGAGUUCCUUAAAGUUACGUACUUUAAAGAAGUUCUCCAGGAACAAUUUACUACCAAUUCAAAGGAUUAAAAACAAUAGGAGAAAUAAAGACUGUAAGCUUGUAACAGAGUUAUUUAUCUCACAGAUUUUGCGCAUGAAUAUGAUUAGUUCAAUCGAAGAAAGGUUUUCUAUUUGUACCAGUGAUUAACAUUACAGGAUUAAAAUGUUUGUAUUUUAAAA
Messenger RNA from Carcharodon carcharias (great white shark), 1331 nucleotides. It is a transcript of the gene cd302, whose product is annotated as CD302 molecule. Lineage: Eukaryota; Metazoa; Chordata; Chondrichthyes; Lamniformes; Lamnidae. The transcript is spliced from 6 exons. Gene Ontology annotation, molecular function: signaling receptor activity. Bases 96 to 836 code for a protein of 246 amino acids. The record is from RefSeq and is a predicted model, not a curated record.